This is a messenger RNA of Phanerochaete carnosa HHB-10118-sp, 846 nucleotides long. RefSeq lists its product as uncharacterized. Gene Ontology annotation, biological process: cytoplasmic translation. The transcript has 4 exons. Gene Ontology annotation, molecular function: structural constituent of ribosome; mRNA binding. NCBI's taxonomy places the organism in Eukaryota, Fungi, Basidiomycota, Agaricomycetes, Polyporales, Phanerochaetaceae. The coding region runs from base 152 to 607 and encodes 151 amino acids. The record is from RefSeq and is a predicted model, not a curated record. Gene Ontology annotation, cellular component: cytosolic large ribosomal subunit.
GGGAUUUUGGUGGAAUUUGAGGUGGAUCGCGGUUCUGGAGAGUGGAUGACAGUCGGUUAAGACGGAUGGCGCUAUGCUCCUAAUCGACGCUUCUCGGGUCCCUCUGUGCAAGAUCACUUACAGCCUGCUUUGUACGGCCGUUUGAUUGCAGAUGAAGGUCGAGAUCGACUCGUUCUCCGGAUUCCGGAUUUACGCCUCGAAGGGUCGCCUCUUCGUUCGUGGCGAUAGCAAGAUAUUCCGGUUCUCCACCUCCAAGACUGAGUCGCUCUUUUUGCAACGAAAGAACCCGCGCAAGAUCGCCUGGACACAGGUGUACCGGCGCAUGCACAAGAAAGGUAUUACAGAAGAAGUCGCCAAGAAGCGGUCACGCAAGACAGUGAAGCACCAGCGUGGGAUUGUCGGUGCCGACCUUGCUGCCAUCGCUGCCCGCCGGAACCAGUCUGCUCAGGCCCGGGCUGCCCAGCGCACGUCUGCUAUCCAGAAGGCUAAGGCUGAGAAGAAGGCCAAGGAGGAAAAGAAGGAGAAGACGAAGGCCCCCAAGGCACCCGUUGCGUCCGGUCCCAAAGUCUCGAAGGCGCAGAUGAAGGGUUCCAAGAGCGGUCGUUAAGCCGCCUCUCUGCUUUCGGUUGUUGUUGUAUGAUUUUAUGCUAUCGACUUCGUUUAUGAUGCACAAAAUGUAUGGGUCUGCACGCACAUCCCCCGCAGUUCCUGAUAUCAACGUUCGCGUGAACGGAUCCCUGGGGAGCCUCGGGACGAGGCGUUGCCGAUAGCAUGCAAACUCGCGCAGUGCGGCGGAAUUGCGAUUUGUAUCCAUUGUAGGUUCUGGUGUAAGAUCUUUGUGCGGAG